Penicillium samsonianum is the source of this 225-nucleotide messenger RNA. RefSeq lists its product as uncharacterized. The record is from RefSeq and is a predicted model, not a curated record. Lineage: Eukaryota; Fungi; Ascomycota; Eurotiomycetes; Eurotiales; Aspergillaceae. The coding region runs from base 1 to 225 and encodes 74 amino acids. The transcript has a single exon.
AUGCUCAGGCGAGAAGUUCCUGGGAAUGCAGUUGAUAGGCCCGAAAAAAAACUCACAGCCCUAGAUGCACAUCAUUAUGCGACAAGCAAGCCCCAGCGCUGGGAGCACGACCUGUCACUUCCUUUUGACUUCCGGGAUUCGGCCCCGGCGCCAGGACACAAGUCCCAAGUCUUGAUCUUGGUCAUGGCGGGGAAAGCCACCAUGUCCUCUGUUGGAGAGUCAUGA